Maniola jurtina (meadow brown) is the source of this 1839-nucleotide messenger RNA. RefSeq names its product glucose dehydrogenase [FAD, quinone]-like. NCBI's taxonomy places the organism in Eukaryota, Metazoa, Arthropoda, Insecta, Lepidoptera, Nymphalidae. The record is from RefSeq and is a predicted model, not a curated record. The transcript has 4 exons. The coding region runs from base 1 to 1839 and encodes 612 amino acids. Gene Ontology annotation, molecular function: ecdysone oxidase activity; flavin adenine dinucleotide binding.
AUGUUGUGGCAUAAUACUAAUUGUACAGCCACAACCGGAUCAGCACCUCAACUGUUUACUAAUGCACUAAACUUCCUGGCAGCAACACAAUGUUUUAUGCCAGACAAAAUAUGUCCUGACGACACAGUACUUGAUCUGGAGACAUACGAUUUCAUAAUCGUGGGAGGAGGUUCAGCCGGCAGUGUAGUAGCGAAUCGACUCAGCGAAAUAAGCUAUUGGAACAUUUUGCUUCUUGAAGCUGGACCUGAGCCGCCUAUUGAAUCGGAUAUACCUUACCUGGAUAGCACCUUAUAUCAAAGCAAAUACGACUGGCAAUAUGUUACAAAAAGCGAUGGUAUAAGACACCAAGGAUUACAAAAUGGCGCAGUACGCUGGCCACGGGGGAAAAUGCUUGGUGGUUCCAGUUCAAUUAACGCUAUGUUUUAUGUAAGAGGGCAGGACCAUGAUUUUCAGUCAUGGCAUGAUGAAGGAAAUCCAAGCUGGUCACCGGAAAAUGUAAAUUUCUAUUUCAAAAAGGCGGAAAAUUUCCAAGAUAUGAAACUUAACGAAGAUCCUGAUAUAUAUAAGACGUAUGGGCAUGACGGUCCACUUGUAAUUAACACAUUUAAUCAUACUUAUAGCGAAAUAGCUCAGAAUAUUAUAGACUCUUGGGAUUAUAUAGGAAUCAAGAAGGUAUCUGAUAUCAAUGCGGCCAAGUUCCAAGGAUUUGGAUUGUGUGCAAUAUCUAGGGCAACUGCAACAAAUGGGCAAAGACAAAGCACUUACAGAGCUUACCUGAAUUCAGCAAGCAAUAGACAGAAUCUGAAAAUUGUUACAAAUGCUUUCGUGACAAAAAUAUUAAUAGAUGAUAAUGCACGAGCCUACGGUGUAGAGGUUGAUGUAAAUGGAAAACGAAAGAGGAUUUUUGCAGAUCUGGAAGUUAUUCUUAGUGCAGGUUCUAUAAACACUCCACAACUAUUAAUGCUAUCCGGUGUAGGUCCUGCAGAACACCUUUUUUCAAAAAAUAUUCCGUGUAAAGUCGAUUUACCAGGUGUUGGUAAAAAUUUACAAGAUCAUACGUAUCUUCCAAUACCAGUCUAUGCCGAUGGACCAGGGCCAGAAAAUACAGCUGAACAAAUGUUUAACAUUUUGAAAUACCUAUACGAUAAAACCGGACAUUUAGCACAUGAGAGUAUAAUGAAUUUAGGCGCUUUCUUUUCACGAUACAAAGAUAUGCCUUAUCCAGAGUUUCAAAGCCAUAUUCUGAUAUUUCCACAAAACUCAUCUACCGCACGGCCGUAUCUCAACACGUUUACAGAAGAAGUAGUAGAUUCUUUCACGCGAUACCAUUCGAAAAAAGCGUUAUACAUUGUGGCGUUACAUAUUUUACAUCCUUAUUCAAGGGGCACUAUUUAUUUAAAUACGUCAUAUCCAUACGAUUAUCCAAUUAUCGAUGCAAAUUAUUACGGUGACAACAGGGAUCUACAAGCAUCAGUCGAUGGUAUACAGAUAUUGACUAAUUUACUAAAUACUCCCUAUUUCAAAUCUAUUAACGCCUUUAUUCCUAGAAUAAACUUGCCACCAUGUAACGAAUACGAAUUUUUAAGUGACCUUUAUUGGAAAUGUUACUCAGUUCACAUGACUCAAUCAGUGUAUCACCCAACAAGCACAGCAAAGAUGGGUCCAGACCCCAAUGAUUCAGUGGUUAAUAACUUUUUAAAAGUUCAUGGGGUACAAAGUUUACGAGUUAUAGAUGCUAGUGUAAUGCCCUUAGAAACUAGUGGUAAUACUAAUGCACCCACGAUAAUGAUCGGAGAAAUGGGAUCCGACAUGAUUAAGACUGAGUAUCUAAUUAAAUAA